AUGUGGAAGAAGAAAGACCCCGAUCAUGCCGUGGGCAUCGACGAUCUAGAGCUCGAAGCUGCGGGUUAUUCGCAAGAGAUGCCCCGACGUUUUUCACCAUGGUCUCUCGGAGCCUUAUCGUUCACUCUCACUUGUACUUGGCUGGGUACCGGAUCAUCAAUCGGGAUUGGAUUAGCCGAGGCCUCGGCCGCCGGAGCAUUAUGGGCUCUCCCGAUUGCUGGAGUCAUGACUCUGAUUGUAUCUGCCGGCAUGGCGGAGCUGGCAUCUGCAUACCCGGUCGCAGGCGCUCAGUAUUACUGGACGUUCAUGAUUGCAAGUGACAAAUACAAAGCAUUUGGGUCUUUCGUUAUAAUAGGAUGGUGGCUAGCGUCAGGUUCUGUUGCCAAUUUCAACUCUUCUAUGAUACUGGAAAUCGUCACAGUUUGGUAUCCGAGUUUCCAACCGCAACACUGGCAGCAGUAUCUUAUCUAUGUUGCUCUCAUCUGGCUUGCAACAGCCCUAAACAUACUGGGUUCUAGAUGGCUGCCUCAUUUUAACCAGUUCAUCUUUCUCUUGUCCGUCGCUACACUUGCGGCUACUACAAUGACCCUCUUUAUUGUUGCCCGCGGCCAUCAUGCUCCGGCUUCCUUCAUUUUUGCCGAUACUGUUAGUCAAAGCGGAUGGGCAAGCGAAGGGUUCUCUUUCCUGCUGGCCAUCAGCAACUCUGUCUACGGGUUCCUUGGAAGCGACUGUGGAGCGCAUCUUUGCGAAGAAAUUGCAAACCCAUCCAGGAACGUUCCAAAAGCGAUACUCUACCCACUGGUCGUGGGCCUACUCACCGCAUUGCCAUUCACCAUAUCCCUCAUAUACUCGAUCUCGGACGUCAAUGCCGUGCUCGAAAUGAUCACUGGUCUUCCAUUAAUUGAGAUAUACUAUCAAGGGACAGGAUCAUACGCGGCGGCUUCUGUUUUGCUAGCCGCCUUUGCAUUUUGCCUCUUCGGCUGUUUGGUGGGAGUUGGCACGACGUGUUCACGUACACUGUGGGCUGUAUCUCGUGAUGAUGCCUUGCCAUUCUCUCAUUUAUGGAUGCGCGUGCAUUCCAAGUUUCAUAUGCCGGCAAAUGCAAUGCUUCUCACCGCGAGUUGCGUUUCGCUGUACGGAUUGAUAUUCUUGGGCUCAACUACAGCGUUCUCCGCUAUGGUCAGUGCCACUAUCAUGUUCACACAGACCUCCUGCGUUAUUCCACAGGCCAUUCUCCUGUACCGAGGCCGCGAUCAGGUUCUGCCAAAACGGUACUUUGACCUCGGAAGAUUUGGCAACAUUGUGAACGCCACCGCCGUUGCUUGGACAAUCUUCCUAGACGUCCUCGUCUGUUUUCCAACAUCUAUGCCUGUGUCUGUGGAAAAUAUGAACUACGUAUCGGUGGUAUUUGUUGGAUUGGCUUCGUUUGUUGUGCUGUUGUGGUUCAGUACAAAAAGGGGGGUUUUCAUAGGCCCACAUGUGAACAUCGGGUUAAUGAACGAGAGGCGGUUAGCUGCGUUGCAAACAGACACCGUUGAUGCAGACGUGGACGAUCCAAAGGCUAGGGAAAGCCGAGUCUCUGUGAUCAGUCCAGUAGACUAA
Molecule: messenger RNA, 1602 nt
Organism: Trichoderma reesei QM6a
Lineage: Eukaryota; Fungi; Ascomycota; Sordariomycetes; Hypocreales; Hypocreaceae
Product: amino acid transporter
Exons: 4
Coding region: 1-1602 (533 amino acids)
Biological process (GO): transmembrane transport
Cellular component (GO): membrane
Molecular function (GO): transmembrane transporter activity
Source: RefSeq, a predicted model, not a curated record